AUGAAGGUCAUCCUUCUCCUGCUUAUGCUCAAUCUGCUCGAUGUCUCCAGUGUGAUGAUGAAUAAAAAUAUCAAAAAGAAGAUUGAAGGGAAUUGGCAAACUGUUUACUUAGCUUCUAGUACUGUGGAGAAGAUAAAAGAAGGCUCACCCUUGAGAACCUACUUCCGUCGCAUUGAAUGUGGGAAGAAAUGCAAGCAAAUCUACCUCUAUUUUUAUGUCAAGAGAGGAGCCAAUUGCCAGCAGUAUGAAGUCAUAGGAAAGAGAAAGCAAGAAUUUUACCAGGCACAGUAUGAAGGAAAAACAACAUUCAUGGUAAAGAUGGUGAAUGAGAAGAUAUUGCUGUUUCAUUAUUUUAACAAGGACCAUAGGGGCAAAGUCACACGAGUAGCUGGAAUUCUGGCAAAAGCCAAACAACUGACUAAGGAUGAGAUGACCCAGUACAUGGACUUUGUGGAGGAAAUCGGCAUUGAGGAUGAGAACGUACAACGUGUCCUGGACACAGAGCCUCCUGUAGUUCCCCGUGAUCUUCAUUAUGAAGCUGAAUACGACCUUAAAUUCCUGAUCCUCCUGCCUCCGCCUCUCACGUGCUUGGAUGACUGCUAA
This is a messenger RNA of Arvicola amphibius (Eurasian water vole), 603 nucleotides long. RefSeq names its product probasin-like. Bases 1 to 603 code for a protein of 200 amino acids. Gene Ontology annotation, molecular function: small molecule binding; odorant binding. The record is from RefSeq and is a predicted model, not a curated record. NCBI's taxonomy places the organism in Eukaryota, Metazoa, Chordata, Mammalia, Rodentia, Cricetidae. The transcript has 6 exons.